Biomphalaria glabrata is the source of this 807-nucleotide messenger RNA. RefSeq lists its product as uncharacterized. The record is from RefSeq and is a predicted model, not a curated record. Gene Ontology annotation, cellular component: plasma membrane. Gene Ontology annotation, biological process: G protein-coupled receptor signaling pathway. The coding region runs from base 1 to 807 and encodes 268 amino acids. Gene Ontology annotation, molecular function: G protein-coupled receptor activity. NCBI's taxonomy places the organism in Eukaryota, Metazoa, Mollusca, Gastropoda, Planorbidae. The transcript has a single exon.
AUGGCGAGUCUUAAAACAAACAAGACAAUGACACUAUCAGGUUCAGAAGUUGAAGAUUAUCAAGACAUUUUAUCUGAAUCUGCGGCAAAUGUUAUCUCAGAAGUUCUAAUUGGCUCUAUCGAGACUUUGAGCGUCUUUGGAAUCUGUAUCAACGUGAUCAACCUUAUGAUAUUCUACCAACAGGGUUUCAAGUCUGCCACAAACAUCGCCCUGUUCGCUCUCUCUUUUGCAGACAUGUUUAACCUCGUGAUUGUGGAAGUGGGGCUGCUGUUUUACAAUCCUUUCAUCGUCCGUUCUUUCCCCUACCCGGUAGAUUGCACUGAACUCGCCAAUCUGGCGGCCACACCGCACCCCGCCUUAGCUCGGUUCAGGUCAUGGAUCUAUGUGUUCUUGACCGCAGAAAGAUGUAUUUGUAUAUUCGUGCCUUUAACAGUCAAACGAUUGGUCACGCCGGCCAGGGCUGGGGCUGUAAUGGUGGCUAUCUACGUGCUGAACGUGUCCGUCGCUGUUCCGUUCUGGCUGGACAUGUACGUAGACUGGAAGUACUACCCCAACUUAAACCAGACGAUGCUAGGAGUUAUGUUUCGGUAUGACAGGACCUACAUCCGAGGGCCAGUGCACGUCACUUUCGCCGUCAUCAUGUUCACAACGUUCCCAUUGGUGGUUCUCUUUACAGCUGUGCUCAUAUGGAAACUCCAAAGGAUGUCGCUUUGGAGGAAGGAGUCCACCACGGCUGACCGAUCCGACUUUUUGGCCAAGAGAGACAGAGCGGUCAUCAAGAUGGUGGUUAUUAUCGCGUUGGUUUGA